Messenger RNA from Halichondria panicea, 923 nucleotides. RefSeq names its product dnaJ homolog subfamily C member 1-like. The transcript has 4 exons. NCBI's taxonomy places the organism in Eukaryota, Metazoa, Porifera, Demospongiae, Suberitida, Halichondriidae. The record is from RefSeq and is a predicted model, not a curated record. The coding region runs from base 354 to 785 and encodes 143 amino acids. Gene Ontology annotation, biological process: 'de novo' cotranslational protein folding; regulation of translational fidelity. Gene Ontology annotation, cellular component: cytosol. Gene Ontology annotation, molecular function: Hsp70 protein binding; ribosome binding.
GUUCGCUAUCACAGAUAGUAACUAUAAUUUAUAGUAUCUAUGCUAGAAGUAUCACAGAGCUAGAGCAGGCCAGUAUCCCAUACUCAGAAUGGAAGGAAGCCAUUCACCUCAAGCAACAAGAGUCUCAACCCUCCGAACAACAAGAUGAAAGUAAUAAAGAAAGCGAAGAAGAUGACAAAAUCGAGGAGAAAUCUAUUAGGAGACGUUCUGGUCGGAAAACGUAUCAAAAUCAACUUCGUCAAAAUGAAGUGCAUCAAAAGGAUCAAGCUGACACCGGAGAAUCAAAUAAAAUCAGUGCUACAGAUGAAGAGGGGUACGAGUCAGGUAGCUACGAGGAUCAGUUGGAGGCAGUAAUGAGCGACUUAGAUGAUGACAGUUACAAGACUGCGUCAAAGAAGAGCUCAAAACUCGCCGUCCCACAGAGCAGCGGUAACAAGACACUGGGUAGAAAUAGAGAAGGCACAACUGAAGUCGAGACUGUGGAGAAUAUUGGAGCUGGUCAAAGAGCUAACGGAAAGACCCACAAAAACUCGAAAUUGGAAUACGAAUCACUAAUUGCCACUAAUGAGUCUGAGGAUCAAUGCAGCUCGUUGCCUAGUGAUAACUGGAGCCAGUACCAACAGACUCAACUGGAGUGGGCCCUCUCUCACUAUCCAAAGUUCUCUGAGGAUCGCUGGGAAAAUGUUUCUAAAGCUGUUCCUGGAAAAUCAAUGGAUGAGUGUGUCAAGAGAUGUAAGGAGUUGUUCGAAGCUGUCAGGAAGAGAAAAGUAGACACUGGCAGAUAGCUUAGUUCACAGCAAACACACUCUUAUUCAUAAUUCCAUAAUUAUUUUAUUAGGCAAACAGAUUUGUAAUUUUUGUGUUGAAUUCAGUGACACAUAAUUAUCUCAAACCUCAUAAUUAAAAAUUGUCAAUGUUAACAA